This is a messenger RNA of Pteropus alecto (black flying fox), 1469 nucleotides long. RefSeq names its product phospholipase A2 group XIIA (gene PLA2G12A). Gene Ontology annotation, cellular component: extracellular region. Gene Ontology annotation, biological process: arachidonate secretion; phospholipid metabolic process; lipid catabolic process. The transcript has 4 exons. Bases 14 to 583 code for a protein of 189 amino acids. Lineage: Eukaryota; Metazoa; Chordata; Mammalia; Chiroptera; Pteropodidae. Gene Ontology annotation, molecular function: A2-type glycerophospholipase activity; calcium ion binding. The record is from RefSeq and is a predicted model, not a curated record.
CGGCGCCGCGUUGAUGGCCCUGCUCCCGCGGCCGGCGCUCGCUCUCCUCCUCCUGGUCCUGCCCGCCGUGCUCAGGUGCCAGGAGCAGGCCCAGCCCACCGACUGGAGGGCCACCCUGAAGACUAUCCGGAACGGCGUUCACAAGAUCGACACGUACCUGAACGCCGCCUUGGACCUCCUGGGAGGCGAGGACGGGCUCUGCCAGUAUAAGUGCAGUGACGGAUCUAAGCCUUUCCCACGUUAUGGUUAUAAACCCUCCCCGCCGAAUGGAUGUGGCUCUCCACUGUUUGGUGUUCAUCUUAACAUUGGCAUUCCUUCCCUGACAAAGUGCUGCAACCACCACGACAGAUGCUAUGAGACCUGUGGCAAAAGCAAGAACGACUGUGACGAGGAGUUCCAGUCCUGCCUCUCCAGGAUCUGCCGAGAGGUGCAGAAAACACUAGGACUCGCUCAGCAUGUUCAGGCAUGUGAAACAACAGUGGAGCUCUUGUUCGACAGUGUUAUACAUUUAGGCUGCAAACCAUACCUGGACAGCCAACGAGCUGCAUGUAGGUGUCGCUACGAAGAAAAAACUGAUCUUUAAGGAGCUGCUAGCGGGUGGUGACAGCAGUUGAGGAUGGAAGAACAUGACCUUUGGUGAAGAACUAAUGUUUUUACAGUAUAAGGCUGCUUUAUUUUUGUGAAAGGAUUAUUUUAAGACUUUCUCUUGACAUUAAAACUUCAAACUAAAGAAAAAGCAGGAUGUUUAUGUUCCUGGAUGUUGCUGCCUUAUGACCAAUGUCACAGAGAGGUGCAUGUUAAGGGGAAAAUCUUUUUUUAAAAGAAAGAGUCUGUAACUUUAUUUUCACAGCCGUAUUUAUAAAGUAAACGAGGUCAAAUGUAAAAUGUAAAAUUCAUUAUAAGGUUUGUUCAACAUAUCUUAUUUGGAAAUAUGGGAAGAUCUUCACUCAGAAGUAUAUUUGUUUACUAUAAAAUUUUAAAUAUACAUUUAUGCCAGGACGGAUCUGACUUUAUUUUUUCUUUGUUUUAAUUAACACAAAAUAUGAUGUUUUUCUGUAGCCGAUUGAGUGUAUGAACAAGUCACACUUCUGUUAAUGACAGGACUAGUUACGAGGACAAGGUUUCCAUGGCUGUUUCUGUUGUAAAAUUGGAACCAUCAGCUAGUGACAUCUAAGGAUAUCUAGGUAUUAUGUAAUGUGCCUAAAAAUUCAAAAGCAUAGCUGCUCCCAUUUUAUGAACCACUCAUAAGACAAGUGUUAUAUUUUGUUAUGACCUUUGCCUAAAUUGGAGAAAAGGUGGAUUUAAUGAGACAAAUGAAAAGUUGUUUAACAUACACAUCAGCAUUAUAUGCUGUUGUGCUUUGGUGUUUUUUUCCCUAGUCCUUGCUCCUCAUAGAUUCUGGGAUAUUUUGAAAAGACUGUAACCUUUUACUAAUAGUGGUCUUAAUAAAAAUUGUUCUUGAUAUUGUU